CCAUCAGCUCACAGAAAGUUAUAACAAAUAGGUUUUUUUAACAACUUAUUAUUAGGCCUACUAUUAUUGUAAAUGUUUUCAGCAUUAUAUAGUAAGGUUUUUAUUUCCAUCUUUAUAACUGAUUACAAUUGAUCAUUUCUACACAUAAUCUUAUGUUAUUAAAAUGGACAAACCUUAGGCUAUUUGCUGAUGCAAAACAACUCAAAUGUCACUUACUGCGUGGACAAUUCACCUUGACCAGCCAUUUAUUACAAUGGUACCAGAUCAGGUCUGUGAUUUCAGUUUUUCUCGAAUUCCUGAGUCACCUUUACUGAGGAUCAAACCGGCAGGAUUUGUGUUAGCAACCUAGAUCCUUCACCAUUAAGCCAUCACCACCUCCUGAAGACGGGCGCCAUGGACGCCGACUUUAAAUUAAUUAUUCCUCUUGCGCACACAAACUGUAAUCUGGCGAUAUUUAGCUGAAUGUCAACUAUCUUACAAUUAUUUAAAAAAAAAAAAAAAAAACACCAGUGAUGUUUAAAUCUUAAUCUAAACUUCUCGCCCUUUACACACACAUCGCCCGAAUCUGACCGCAAUGGAAUCGCUCGAGAGGCUUGCUGUUGCUAUACACUCAGGCGAACACAACUUUUAUUUGUUAGCGUUUGUUCGUUAAACCUGCAGUUAUAUGUAAAAUGUAGCCUAUUUGAACUAAGACGCCCCAUCCUUUUGUUUCGAUUUCCUUUAGGGGGGUUCAAGCCUUUAUUCGGGGAGUCUGCUUUCCCCACAUUAUCCUCAAUUCGCAGCCGCGUACUGUGCAAUUUUCUUAAUCUACUCAUUCAUAAACAAUUCGAGUGUCACAUGAAGGCGGGGCUCCCUGUAACUCCAUAGUGACGUGAUGAGGCUUGUCUUGGUUAAACCUACCAAUGAAACAGGCCUUCUUGACUCCACCGGGGCUACGCGCAGCGAAAGGGUGCCGGAUCAUUGCAACGCAAAGCGGCACUCCGCCGCAGGUGAGGCGGGGAUGCAGCAUCGCUACUCGGGAGCCGUCCAUCAGCACCACCACCAUCAACAACAACACACGGAGCAUAAGGGUGGCCCUGGUCAGACCGUACACCCCUUGCCAAAACAGAGCCAAGAGAACCUUCCCAGCCCUUUCAGUCAGGAAACACCGGUCAAAAGCCAAGGGAUCAACCCAAGUCUCGCAGACCGUUCCAAACCCCCCCCAAGUCGGCAGAAGAGUGUUGGAGGGGCUGCCAAAACUGCGAAUUGCCAACAAGAUCAUUGUUCGUGCAGCUGCGUAUUGCAAGAGCAUCAACAGCUGUUGCAGCAGCAGCAGCAUCACAAUCCUCCACCUUCCCUCCAGCUACAGGUUCAGCAGCAGCGGCUGCUGAGGAGCAGCCUGCCCAACUGCUGCGUGAGGGGAUCCGGGGAGCUGAGAAGCCAGCAGCCAGCUUUGCUGCUGCAGCACCGUGACAACGACAGCUUGAGAUCAGGCGAGCAGCGGAAAAUAGCGCAUCACGGCCGUGCGUGGACGCCUGAUAGAUGCCAGGGAACCAGGAACUCCGUUUCGCCGCGGAGUAAAAGCAGCCCGCUGUCAUCUGACAGUCGCCUGUGGUUCGAGGAGAAUAAACACAGAAACGAAGGCUAUAAGGUGAAUGCGGAUGCCAACAGGCUGAGCCAUGCUGGAUCGCGGCCUUCCCUGUCCCACGGCGGCCCACAGUAUCCUCAGAUAGCCAUGAACAGCUGCAAGUACAAUGGGGGCAUAGUCAGACCACUCAGCAGUCUGGGGGCGUCCCGGAGGAACCUAGCAGAGCUGGACUCUGAGACACAGCCUUUGCAGACCCUACACUCUUCCGGCCUUGAGGUGGUGGUCUCCAAAGGGAACGGGGAAGACCCUAGUAAGCAGUCCACUGAGAACCUUGUGAGGCAAAGACCAUGCAGCGCUCCACAUAAGAAGAACAAGGACAUUGGCCAUAAGCUCGGGCACCGGAGGGUGCUGUUCGAAAAACGCAAGCGCCUUAGCGACUACGCCCUGAUUUUUGGAAUGUUUGGGAUUGUUGUCAUGGUGACGGAGACCGAACUCUCCUGGGGAGUUUAUACAAAGGAAUCCUCAUAUUCAUUUGCACUGAAAUGCCUUAUUAGCCUCUCUACUGUAAUUCUGCUCUGUCUGAUCAUUAUGUACCAUGCACGAGAGAUUCAGCUCUUCAUGGUUGACAAUGGAGCAGAUGACUGGCGGAUAGCCAUGACGUACGAACGUAUCUUCUUCAUCGUUUUGGAGCUGCUGGUGUGCGCCAUCCACCCCAUUCCAGGUCAGUACGUCUUCACCUGGACCGCCCGCCUGGCCUUCACCUACACCCCGUCUGUGGCGGAUGCAGACGUGGAUAUCAUCCUCUCCAUCCCCAUGUUCCUGCGGCUGUAUCUGAUUGGCCGGGUCAUGCUCCUACACAGUAAGCUCUUUACGGACGCCUCAUCACGCAGUAUCGGAGCCCUCAAUAAGAUCAACUUUAACACACGCUUUGUCAUGAAGACUUUGAUGACUAUCUGCCCAGGCACGGUCCUGCUGGUUUUCAGCAUAUCAUCAUGGAUCAUUGCUGCUUGGACAGUGCACGUCUGUGAGAGAUAUCAUGAUAAAGUGGAAGUCACCAGUAACUUCUUGGGAGCCAUGUGGCUGAUCUCCAUAACCUUCCUGUCUAUUGGUUAUGGAGACAUGGUGCCCAACACAUACUGUGGGAAGGGAGUGUGUCUUCUUACUGGGAUCAUGGGGGCCGGUUGCACUGCCCUAGUGGUGGCUGUCGUAGCCAGGAAGCUAGAGCUCACCAAGGCUGAAAAGCACGUCCAUAACUUUAUGAUGGACACUCAACUCUGCAAAAGAGUGAAAAACACGGCUGCUAAUGUACUCAGGGAAACAUGGCUAAUCUACAAACAUACAAAGCUUGUGAAGAAGAUUGACCAUGCCAGGGUCAGGAAACAUCAGCGCAAGUUUCUGCAGGCCAUUCACCAACUGCGAAGUGUGAAGAUGGAGCAAAGGAAGCUGAAUGAUCAAGCAAACACACUGGUGGACUUAGCAAAGACACAGAAUGUGAUGUACGACCUGGUCUCAGAGCUGCAGGAGCGCAGCGAGGAGCUGGAAAAGCGCAUCGGUCACCUAGAGACAAAACUGGACUCCAUAAACAACAGUCUGCAGGCUCUGCCUGGCCUGCUCUCACAAGCCAUACAGCAGCAACAGCACCACCUGCUGGACGGGCUGACCCAGCGUGGAUUCACUCUCACGCGCCCCUCCUCACAGACCUCCGAACGCUCCUGGGCCUCAUCCGUUCACCGGCGGAGAUCACCCUCUACCGCACCACACACGUCCUCUGAUAGCGGCUAGCACGCUCACACACUCAAAAUCAUACUCUAAUCCUACACACACACUCCUACACACCUCUAUCACCAACUAACACUGCUAAAUAUACUUUUAGUACUGAAACGUUAAUAAGAAUGACAACUUCAACACACUGGAAUAAAAAUGUAAUGAAUUAACUCAUCAUGGUAGAGAUAUGGUUUAUGUUUAGCCAUUGUAUGGCUGUUUAACGUUAGCUUUUUUGUAAAGCCCUUGUAUAGUAUGGACUGGAUUCAGACUGCAGGGGGUGAAAUUCUGUUUGGAAACAGAAAAUUAAAUGGAGCUAACCUCAUGGAAAUACAGAGGAUUGAGAAGGAAGGAAAAAUGGGAGAGGAAGUCACCAGACAGGCAGACAUUAAAGAUAUAUGCUAAGUUCUGAAUAGCAUACUAGCAUGCUACUUACUCUUACUGCAGUAUAUAUUUGUAUACAGUGUACAGUAUGCAAAUGUUCUGUAUGCAUUAAAAUUCCCUGGCAUUUAUCAGAGAACAGUGCGUUGAAUACCGUACCUAUAUCAAGUUUUCUUUUUCAGUGUUAGUAGUUUUAAGUAUAAAACAUUUUGACAUUAAAACAAGACAUUUUUUACCCAAAAUUCAGUUAACCCUCAUGUUGUCAUUGGUCAUUUCAGACCAAAAAAAUUAUAAAAUGUAUGUUUUGAAAUGUUUACAUUUUUGAAUUCAUUGGAAUGGGGGACUUUUGUGGCACUUGCUAAACAACUAAACAUACAAUCCCUAGUAAAAAAAAAAGUAAUGUAUUUAAAAUACAUUUAUUUCAUACAAAGUAUAGUUCAAAUCUAUUAACAUAUUUACUGACAUAUUGCUUGAGACCUACUGAUAUAAAAAUGAUAUUUAAACUUUAUUUGGAGCACUACUUGUCUACAAUGUACAUUUUUUUAAUAUUAAACCUAAAAUGUGUUUUAAUGUCACUUUUGAUGAAGAUUGUAUGA
Molecule: messenger RNA, 4305 nt
Organism: Carassius carassius (crucian carp)
Lineage: Eukaryota; Metazoa; Chordata; Actinopteri; Cypriniformes; Cyprinidae
Product: small conductance calcium-activated potassium channel protein 2-like
Exons: 9
Coding region: 875-3349 (824 amino acids)
Biological process (GO): potassium ion transmembrane transport
Cellular component (GO): plasma membrane; neuronal cell body; neuron projection
Molecular function (GO): small conductance calcium-activated potassium channel activity; calmodulin binding
Source: RefSeq, a predicted model, not a curated record